CCUAAUGUACCAUUAAUGAAAGAAACAAAGGAUUGUUUCACUAUCAAUAAUAAUCAAAAUUUUGAUAAUGAUAUUUGGAAAAAUUUGCUUUCAUUUUCACCAAUACGUUAUAUUGUAUUCAUGUCUAUAGCACUUAAUCUUGCACGUAAUGAUAUUUGUGUCAACAAUAAUACAACAACAACAACAAUAAUAGACAAUAAUUUUUGGUGCGAUGAUCUAAUACAAUUUGAACGAAAAUUAUUUUUCAAUUAUCUAAGUGAUCUUGAAGAUAAAGUUGAAAUGCCUGUUAUGAGUUUAAGUUCAAUUGAUAAAUUAGGAUUAUAUAAAGAUUUAUUAUUAUAUAAUGGAAAUGAAUUUAAAUUUAUUGAUUCAGAUUAUUUAUUAGAUCAAAGUAAUUGUAAUAAUAAUAAUGAUUGUCAAUCAUGUAUUAAAUUUCGUCAAUCACGUACACAGGCAAUGUUGGAUGAUGAAAAUAUUGAUGAUAAUGAUGAUGAUAAUGGUAUGACUAUUGACGAUGGUGGUAGUACUAGUAAUAAUGAAGAUUUAAAUAACAAUAACAAUCAUAAAACUAGUCACGAAAAUUUAAGCCAAAAUCAAAGACAACAUAAUCAUCAUCAUCAUCAAAAUCGAUACCCGCAGACAAAUUCCAUAGUUAAUGAUUUGAAAGAAACUAGUAAUAGUAAUGAAAAUGAAGAAAUGUUAUCAAAUGAAGAUGUUUCAAUGAUGCAUGUUGAAACAUAUGAAAUUACACUUGGUCUUUUACUUCCAUUACAUAAAAUUGGUAAUUCAAUAUUAGAUUGUUCAAUUGAAUUAAAUUUACCGGCAUAUUAUAUUUAUGAAGCAUCAAAAUGGAUUGUUGAAAAAAUUAAUCAAAAUAAUUAUUUAAUACCUGGUAUUGAAAUAAAAUUAGAAUUAAUCGAUACAUGUUCAUCACCAUUUUAUGCAACACAAGAAUUAGCACAUUUAACUAGUUCGGAUGCUAAAGUACAACCAAUUGCAUUUGUAUCAUCAUUACCACGUGAUCAUUAUAAACAAAUUGUUGAAUUUGUUUCAUCAAUCAAUUAUACAUUGAUUGCAACACAAGAUUUAUCGAUAAUGGAUUUUCCAUUUGGUCCAAAACAUGGUAUCCUGCAAACAGCAACAACAAGUCAAUCAUUGAUUAAAACAACAAUAGAACAAUUAAAAUAUUUUGGUUGGCGUUAUGUAUCGAUAGUAAUCGAUCCGGAUGAUUUAGUUUCAUCGGCAAUGUUUCAUCAUUUUCAAGAAAUGGCUAUACAGGAAAAAAUUUGUUUCAUAUCAAUCGAAUUUAUCGAUAGUAAUAAUGGUGGUAAUACUACCGUAAAUAAAUUGAUCGAAAAUCAUAAAAAUGGUGCAAAUGUUGUUAUUCUUUUCAUCAAUUAUAUUAAUACAAUCAAAUUAAUGCAAUCAUAUCGAUUGAAUAAUAAAUUUAAUAACAAUGAACCAAAUUUUAAUGGAAAUUUACAUUUUAUAAUUGUACGUGAUCAAAAUCUUGAACUUGUUUAUGGUUUUGAAGAAGAGUAUUUAGGUUCUAUUUUUAUACGCGAAUCGAUUGGCAAUAUAAAUCAUUUUGAUAAUCAUUUUUUGGAUCUUGUUUCGAAUCCAUCAUCAUCAUCAUCAUCAUCAACAAAAGUAAAAGAUAAAAUGUUACAUCAAUUUAUACAACAAUGUGGCAUGAAUAGUCAACAAUGUUUACGUACAAUUUCAUCGUUUGAUAAAACGAUCACGACAAAUACAAUGCAGGCAAUUUUAUCUAUUGUUGGAGGUUUCGCACGAAUGCGUAAUCAAACCUGUGCAAAUGAAAAAGGAAUCUGUAAUGAAAUGCUUUAUGCUGAUUUUCAUCGUAAUCUUCUCAAAUAUAUUCUUAAUACACGUUCAAUGCGUAUCGAUUCAGAAAUGGAUAAAAAAUUUAAAAGUGAAAAUUUUGAUAUAUUUGAAUUUGCAUCCGAUGGUUCAUCGGCUAGAGAUAUUGAAAUACUGAAUUUCAAACAUGAUCAUUCGAAUGGUUUUUUUCGUUUUGAUAAUGUUGCAUUAUAUAAUCAUAAUCAACAGGCAUUGAUUAAAAAUCCAAAUGUACGUUAUAUAUUCUAUAAGUUUAAUGGUUUCAUUAAUGGACAUAAAGAAUAUAAUGAAACUGAAUUUAUUGGUUCGGAUUGUAUAAAUCUAAAAAAAUGUAUUCAUUGUGAACCACAAAGUCCGGAAUUUAUUUAUAUGCCAUCAUGGGAUAAUCUUAUUGUUAGCGGUAUUUUCGAUAUACAUCGACAUUCAUCACAAAAUCCAUUUAUUUGUGAAAGAAAUGAAACAAUUUUUGAUAAUAUACAAAAUGUUGAAGCAUUCAUAUGGACAAUCGAUUUGAUUAAUCAGGAUACAAAUAUUUUACCCGGUGUACAUCUUGGUACAUUAAUUUUUGAUACAUGUUCAUCAUAUCAGAAAAUUUAUCGUGAUGUAUCAAAUUUUUUAAGUAAUUCAUUAUUACUUGGUGAUUAUAAAGUACAGAUACCAAAUUCCGAAUCAUUAGCCGGUUUUAUUGUUGAUGGUAGUACAACAAAAGUUAUUGAUUCAGUAUUAGAUUUAACAAAACCAUUAAAUAUGACUGUAUUGGCAACCGAUGCACGUGAAAUUAAAUAUAAUGAUAUUCGUCAUUAUCCACAAUUUCUUGGUUUUUCAUUACCAAAUAAUAUAUAUGUUGAUGCAAUUAUUAGUUUUCUGAAAAAAUAUUCAUGGACAUAUGUUUCAGUAUUAUAUGAAAAUAAUAAUUUCGUUACCUAUCGUCAUGUUGAUGCAUUUUCAUAUUUUCAACAUAAAGCACAACAAAAUGGAAUACAAAUUGCAACAAAAGAAGCAUUCAAUGAAAAUAAUAUUCCAAAUUCAAUUAAAAACCUGAAAACAUUUUCACAAAUUGGAUCACGUUUAUGUAUUGUAUUUUUAUCACCGGAAAAUCUUGGAAAAUUUCUUGAAUUUAAUGAAAAACAAUCAGACAAUAAUAAUCGAUUACAAUCAUAUGAAAUAAUGUUUGUUACGAUUGAUUCACAAAAUGUACUGCAAGAAUUUGCUCGACAACAACCAGAAUCACAAACAAUGAUAAAUGCUAUAAGUUUAGGACCAGAUGAACAUAUUAUAACCGAAUUUGAAGAACAUUUUUUUGAUUUAUCUUUACAAAAUAAUCAGAAAAAUCCUUGGUUUGUACAAUAUUGGGAAAAAGUUAACAAUUGUAAAGGUUUUAAUUGUAAUAAAAUUCAGACAAAUUUACGAAUGAAAAAUUUAACAAUAAGUUCACGUACAACCAAUAUAAUACAUUCGGUUGUAGCUAUAGCACAUGGUCUUGAAUAUCUUCGACGAAAACUUUGUCCCGAAAGUUAUAGCGGUUUAUGUCCGGAAUUUCAUUCACAUGUUCGACAAGAUUCACAAAUGAUUUAUAAUUUUAUUAAACAAAAUGGAUUCACCAGUCUAGAUGGAAGUCAAUUUCGUUUCACACCAAAAUCCAAUUAUCUUGUUGGAAAUCUAAAUAUAUUUCAUCUACAACGACAUCAUAAUAUGCUCAUGUGGAACGAAAUUGGUCGUUUUGAUUAUGAGAACGGUAUACAAAUGGGAAAAAUGAAAAUCAAAUUCAAUGCUAUGAAUGGUACAACCAUAUCAUUUAUGAAAUUAAUUUCUCUUUGUCAAAAUUCGAAUGAAUGUGCUGCAUUGAAUAAGAUGAAUCAAAUAAAUCAAACAUUAUUACCAUUGGUACCGAUAAAAUUAGCACAGGCAACAAUUGCAUUAUUCAUACCAUUACAUAAUGUAGAACGAUCAUCAAAUGGCGUGAAUUAUACCUGUGGCCAUAUUAAUCCAGAUAUAUUUGAAAAAUUUAUGGCCAUCUAUUAUUCACUUAAUAGCAUAAAUAAUAAACUUCAACAACAACAACAGCAACGACAAUUGUCCGGUGAACCUUCAUCUCUAUCAACAAAUCUAAAUAUUCUAUUGCUUGAUCUGUGUACAUUGAAAGAGGAUAAAUUGGCUACCAUUUUGUCUGAUUAUAAUUUUACUCCUAAAGUUGUUGCUGUACUUAGUUUAGCUGGUGAACAAAAUUCAAUGAUCAAUAAUGAUGGUAAUAGAAAUGGCAAUUUUAAUGAUAAUAAUGUUGUUCAUCAACUUGGUCAACGUUUUAAGAACCAGUUUUUAAAUCUUCUUGGUGAUUAUAAUCCUUUUGUCUAUAGUUUUCAUCAAUCAUCAAAAAAUGAGAAACAAAAUUUUUUCUUAACAAACAAUGAAAAUAAUGUAGCCGAUUUUGAUAUGAAAAAAAAUCAUCAAAUGUUAACAUCACGUAUGAUUAUUGAUCUUUGUGUACGAAUGAAAUGGACGACAAUCAAUAUUGUUUAUUCAAAUGAAUUCAUUCGUAAUUAUUUUCAAUUUGAAGCAAAUAAAAUGAACAUUUGUGUGGAUAAAACUAUACAGAUUACCGUUAAAGAUAUUGGACGAUCAAUGUUUGCAAAUGAAUGGCAAUCAUUUACACAAACACUUGAUACAAACAUCAUAAUUUUAUUGACCAAUACGGAUAUUAAUGAAUUUCUUAUAAAAUAUUCAUCUAAAUAUAUUUUAGAUCGUUUUAUAUGGAUUGGUGAUAAAUAUCUAAAAACAGCAGCAACAAAUUCAUUAAAAAAUUAUCGAAAAACUAUUGAAUAUGGUAUUGUUUUGAAACGUUAUCAAAAAGAUCAUUCAAUCGAUCAAGAAAUGACCGUUGCAUUAGAUGAUUUAUCAAAAUAUUUUAAUAUUAAUAAUCAACGUUUAGGAAAUAAAAUGAUCAAUGAUUGGUUACAUGAAUAUUGGCAAAGAAAAUUUCAUUGUUCACCAUAUACACAGAAACAUGAUUCAAAAUGUUUUGAUAGUAAAUAUGCCCGAAAAGCUAUGUUGAACAUUAAAGAGAUUAAACGAUUAAUGGAUUUUAGUAAAACAUUAAGUACAUCGAUAAUAAAAUUCGUGACAAAUAAAUGUUUAAAUGUAACUGUAAAUCAACAACAACAAUUUGAUGAACUUUGUCUUUAUAAUUUUCAUUUACGAAAUGAACUAAAACAAAAUAUUAUUGAAGAUUUAAGUAAUAAUAAUUAUUUUCUUAAUGAUUAUAAACCAAUCAAUUCGGAUAAUCAUUAUGAACUUGAAAUAUUAUCAAAUCAAGCAAAAAAAAUUAAUCUUUUUAAUUCAUUCAAUUGGUCAAAUAUUUCGGAUUUUUUGUCUACAAAUAUUAAUGGCCAUAGCCAUUUUAUUAAUUGUCGUACAAGUUGUAAUUAUUGUACAUUACAAUUAUCACAAAGUAAAAAUAAAAGUGUUAAUAUGUUAUUUUCCGAUACAUUACAAUCAUCAUUGAUUAGUGAAAAUAAUCUUUAUCGAACAUGGUAUAUUGUUCUUUCAAUUUUAUCAACAUUAGGCAUUAUUAUGGUAUUGAUAUGUGUCCUGUAUUUUAUUCUAAUAUUUCCUGUUGCAUUGGGCACCACUAUUAUUGGUUAUCAAAUUCUUGUUGGAUUAUUUUUUUGUUUUCUAAUCAAUUUUGCCUAUCUAUUACCAAUUACACAUACUGUUUGUUGGGUUCGUCAAUUUGGUUUACCAUUUGCCUAUUGUAUUGUAUUGAGUGGAUUUUUUGUCAAAUCCUAUAAUUAUUGGUGUCAAAUUUUAUUGAAAAAAUCUACAACAACAUUACGAUAUAAUACACCAUUUGCACAGAUUUCUUUAUCAUUGAUAUUUGUUAUAAUGCAAUUAAUAUUAACAUUAAUUACAAUGCAUCAAUUACAGAUUGGUUCAUCUUUCGAUUCAUUAUCAACACGUUGUACAUUUAUCGAUACAAAUCGUUUUAUUCUAUCACAACCACAAUUUAUAUUGCCAUUAUCAUUAUUAGUCAUAUUAUUUGGUUUUAUCAUAUUUUUUACGAUAAAAACAUUUAAUAAUCAAGAAUCAAGAUGGAUUUUUGUUUGUAGUUUUAUAACCGCUAUCAUAUGGAUAGGAUGGCUUACCACAAUAACGUUACAUUUACAUGAAAAAUUCCUAUUAACAAUAAUGGCCAAUCUGAUCAAUGCAUAUAUUAUUAUAAUUUUUCUUUACAUUCGAAAAUUGUAUUUAUUUUCGAAAAUUUCCAGAAAAAUUCUCAAAGAACGUCGUAUGAAUAUGGAGGUAACAUUACAAGGUGAACCAUUUGCCGAUAGUCGACAACAAUAUGGUGCAUUCAAAACCUGUACCGAUCAUAUUUCAUGGAGUAAUGUACAAAAUCGUAUCAAUUUUCGACAAGCAACAAGAUCACCAUUUGAAGGUGAUCAAGAAGAUAAUAUUAGUUCUUGCGGAUCAGUAAAAUCAGCCACAUCAUCACAGGUACAAUGUCAAGAAUUAUAUCCAAUGGAUGUUUAUGAUAAUCAACAAUUAAAUAGUAAUAGUAGUAAUAGUAGUGGUGUAUCAUCAUCAUCAUCAAGUAGAGAAUCUAAAAUUACUCAAUCAACACGUUCAAUAUAUGAUCUGAUUGAUGAUGAAAAUAUGAAAUGAUUCAUCCAUUAGUAUUAUUCGAACAAAAACAUGAUAAUCGUUUUCAUUUUUUUUCUGAAACAAACAAACAAAAAUCUGGUCCUCAUCUGUUUCUGGUCAUUACCCCAUGCAAUCAGGAA
Molecule: messenger RNA, 6638 nt
Organism: Dermatophagoides pteronyssinus (European house dust mite)
Lineage: Eukaryota; Metazoa; Arthropoda; Arachnida; Sarcoptiformes; Pyroglyphidae
Biological process (GO): G protein-coupled receptor signaling pathway
Cellular component (GO): membrane
Molecular function (GO): G protein-coupled receptor activity
Source: RefSeq, a predicted model, not a curated record